Molecule: messenger RNA, 5198 nt
Organism: Sus scrofa (pig)
Lineage: Eukaryota; Metazoa; Chordata; Mammalia; Artiodactyla; Suidae
Gene: HEPACAM2
Product: HEPACAM family member 2
Biological process (GO): centrosome cycle
Cellular component (GO): midbody; Golgi apparatus; spindle
Source: RefSeq, a predicted model, not a curated record
CCCCCCCCCCAAAAAAAAGAAAGAAAGAAAUGUUAAUUUAUAACUUAGUAAAUUAAGUGAAAGUGCACCAACUCCAUGCUGCCAUGGUGGUGAAAAGGCUGGACUGGAAAUCUGUAACCCAGACAAUAUCGUCUCUGCGUCAUUGGUUCACUUACUCUGUGCUUCAGCUGUGAAAAUGUGGCCUCAGAUAGUAUCUGUUGGCAUAGACUUUUCAUUAUAAUCACGCACAGUCCAUGAUUCAGUGUCACUGGGAAACACACCUGUGGUUUGCUUUUAAAAAUAGCAUGAAUCUGCAGAUUCAAUAAAACCAUAGGAUACAUUUGUAACAGGAAAUAAUUCAUAGAAAAAUAUAUUUUUAAAGAUACACAGUUGCUCUCUUUGGUAUAACUUUUACAUAUUACUUGGUAAUUUCAUGGUGAUCUAUAACUAUAUGGCAGAUAGGUGAAAUUUUCAUAGAAAGAAUUUAAUUUCAAAAUUAUGUCAUAGUUUUGCAUGAUAGGAAGCCAGCUUUUGUUUUUCAGGAAAUUUCACAAUAUGCUCUCAUUUUAAAAGCAUACUGUUUUUCUUUAAAGUCAACCCAAACCCCAAACUCAAAAGGACAUUUUCGUUCAUGUGAUUAUUAAUAAUUAAGAAUAAUUCAUGAAAUAUGCUGCCAAUUAUUGAUCAUCACUAAGAAGCUGUUCUGAAUGUCAUAAGCCUGUAUUCUUGCAGAGCACAUAACAGGUGUUCCCACUCCCUGUGUCCUUUGUAUACACAUUCAUUCUGUAUUCAAAUCACAGAAGCAAGAGGCAGGCUAGGGUCUGUUACCUCACCGCUAAUUUCCCUGGCAAAUAAACCAGCAGCUGCUGGUCCAUGAACCAAGUUGCCACCAGGAACAGGGCACUGCAUGCAUGGGACAGGAUGCUUUCAUGGAGCCCCUCAGCAGCAUGGUUGGGGUCUUUCAGUGCAAAGUAUACCUCCUUCUCUUAGGUGCUUGCUCAGGGCUGAAAGUGGCGGUGCCAUCGCACACCGUCCAUGGCAUGAGGGGCCAUGCUCUCUACCUCCCUGUGCACUAUGGAUUCCACACUCCGGCAUCAGACAUCCAGAUCAUAUGGCUGUUUGAGAGAGCCCACACGAUGCCCAAAUACUUACUAGGCUCUGUGAACAAGUCUGUGGUUCCCGACCUGGAGUACCAACACAAAUUCACCAUGAUGCCUCCCAAUGCCUCUCUGCUCAUCAACCCACUGCAGUUCACUGAUGAAGGCAAUUACAUUGUCAAGGUCAACAUUCAGGGAAAUGGAACUCUGUCGGCUAGUCAGAAGAUUCAAGUCACCGUUGAUGAUCCUGUCACGAAACCAGUGGUGCAGACUCAGCCUUCCUCUGGGGCUGUGGAGCAUGUGGGAAACAUGACCCUGACAUGCCUCGUGGAAAGGGGCACCCGGCUGGUUUACCAGUGGCUAAAAAAUGGGAGGCCUGUUCACACCAGCUCCACCACUUCCUUUUCUCUCCAAAACAACACCCUUCAUAUUGCUCCAGUGACGAAAGAAGACAUUGGGAAUUACAGUUGCCUGGUCAAGAACCCUGUCAGUGAGAUGGAAAGUGACAUCAUUAUGCCUACCAUAUAUUAUGGACCUUACGGACUUCGAGUUAAUUCUGAUAAAGGACUAAAAGUUGGAGAAGUGUUUACUGUGGAUAUUGGAGAAGCCAUCUUGUUUGAUUGCUCUGCUGAUUCUUAUCCUCCUAACACGUACUCCUGGAUCCAGAAGACUGACAAUACUACAUAUGUCAUUAAGCAUGGGCCUCACUUAGAAGUUGCAUCAGAGAAAAUAGCCCAGAAGACAACUGACUAUAUGUGCUGUGCUUACAACAAUGUAACUGGAAGGCGAGAUGAAACUCAUUUCACAGUCAUCAUCACAUCUGUAGGAAUAGAGAAGCUUGCACAAAAAGGGAAAUCAUUGUCCCCUUUAGCAAGUAUAACUGGAAUAUCACUUUUUUUGAUUCUAUCCAUGGGUCUUCUCCUCCUAUGGAAAAAAUAUCAACCCUACAAAGUUAUAAAACAGAAACUAGAAGGCAGGCCAGAAACAGAAUACAGGAAACCUCAAACAUUUUCAGGCCAUGAAGAUGCUCUGGAUGACUUUGGAAUUUAUGAAUUUGUUGCUUUUCCAGAUGCUUCUGGUGUUCCCAGGAUGCCAACUAGGUCCACCCAAGCCUCUGAUGGUGUACCAGGGCAAGAUUUGCACAGUACAAUUUACGAAGUUAUUCAACAUAUCCCUGCCCAACAGCAAGACCAUCCAGAAUUCAAAGCUGUCUACUCCAAAGUGAACAGAACCGCAGCAAGGACUGGCCUCUCACCCAGAGAAGUAAAUCUUGAGCUGAGGCCAAAGCAAGGGAACUACUUAUCCAGUUAACCUCGGGGCUGACACCAAGGAGUCGCCUUCCCUUCCCAGUCAUAGAAAAACUAAGCCUCCAGUCUUUUGAAAUCAUAAAAUGAACUUCCCUUUUCUGUGGUCUCUAGCUGCCUGCAGGUGUAACUGCCACAAAUCAUCUUCCAUCAUUUCUUUAUUUGUCAUUUAUUGACUUUGAGAAGAACAUCAAUAACCACACACAGGAACUUCCCCUUUGGCAAAAGAAACAGUUCUAGCAAAGUAAUUCAUGCACACUUCUGGGUAACUACCAAAAAUAACAGCUAGUAGUGGCUGAGUGCAUGGGAAAUGUCGGGAGGGGAGGAUACGCAGUCCUGGGGUAGGGGGCAGGUGGAGGGAUGACUGUACAGUCAUUUAGGGCCUAAAUAAUGGCCAGAGCACCUCUGAGGACCCCAUCCGUGCAUUCCCUCUUGUCUCAGGGAGCCUGGAGAAAAGGGAGUCAGGUGAAUCAGGUGCAGACCUUACAGAGCUAACUUCUGGUUUGAAAAGAAAAGAAAAUUGCUUUAUAGCUGUUAUUAAUCUAGUAGAACACAAUAGUGGGAUAUUAUUCCAUAACAGUCAAAAAAAAUCUCUAAAAUGAUACAUACCUUCUUUACUUUCUAGAAAAUGAAGGGAUUCUUUUUCUUUGUCAAAAAUUAAGAAUAGGAAGAAUUAUGAGAGUACAUCUGCUUCCUAAUUUGUCCAAUUAAAUAAAAUUACCUUAUUUUUUCCUCUAUGUCCUUUAUCUAUAUAUCUAUUUUUAAAGUUAGACUGCAAGCAAACUAAAGGAAAACUUUUGAUUGAUCUUUUAAGACUCCCAAUCAUGAAAUAAAUGCUGAUUGUUAACCUGUGGAAUAUGGCAGCCCUAAUUUCAGAACACAAAAUAAAGUAAUUAGGAAGGGUUUGCAUGUGAAAAAAAAAGUGAUUCCCUAAAGUAAGGAAAAAAAUAACUCUCUGAAACUAGGCUGCUGUCAGUCUAUAGACUUUCUUGGAAAUAUGAAACGAUUUCAGAAGUAAACUUUGAAGGUGAUAAAUAAAGCAGAAAAGCUCUUUUUCGAGCACAUAAAGGACUAUCUACCUACUGUUGAGGGUGUGCUCCUUAAGGGCAGUCCACCCAAAAACACACACUCACACUCCCAGCCCCAGUGCCUCCCCUCCCCCAUUCCUUUGGCCUCUCUCUUCUCACCUCCUUCUCCACCUUCUGAGGGAGCUGCCCUUUGAGUGUGUCAUUGUCUCCUUUUCAUUCCAUCAGAAUCUCUUUUGCACUUGUUUUAUUUAUAAUCAAUUCACAAACAUUUCCAGGUCAUUAACCAUGUGCUGGGGAAAAAGAUUAAAUGAGCCUCAGUCUUUUAAGGACUUCAAAGCUUAGUGGGCUCCUGUCUGCUUAGUUUAGCUAAAAAUCAGUGGUCCUUAGUAGAAUAAAUAUUCCUCAGUAGAAUAAACUUUCCCUAAACAUGCAGAGACCAUUUUUCUUUGCUGAUAGCCUAUGGUUUUACUCUUUAGGUCCAAUUAAAUUCAAAGAUCAAUUUAAUAAAUAAUGCAGUAUUACAAGUGGUUAGUGAAUCUCUUCUACCCCACAUUCCCAAAGUAAAUGUGCCUGCUCUGGGUAAAGAACUAUGACUUACUGCUUUCUUUUACCUCUGUUUGACAGUUGGUUCUGAGAUAGGAAAGACAGCCAAAAUAGUUUUUCUUUGGCUCUUAGACUGUCAUGGCCGUGUUGUUUUCGUUACUCCAGGUAUCUCUUACCUAAACAAACUGCUAUUUAACAAAUUGAUAAGUUGGCCUGUGGUCAUAUUCUAGUACUUGGCCCAGUUAUUUGUUUAUUAACUUACAGCUGCAUUUAUUUAAUACUGUCUGUUGACCUCAUUAUAUGCUCUUGGCAUGGUUUGUUUUGAACCCAAGACUUGCUCACAGGACAUUCAAGUAAGUAAACCUUUUAGUUUCAAAAGGAAAUUAUCUGCAGAAUUUAGUGAUGGCUUACUCUAUACUUAAAUGUAUAAGUAUAAAUGUAAUUUGUAAGUGUAAUUUUCUUGAACUACUUCAAAACACUCAUAUUACUUGCAGCUAUGGAAAGGAAUAAAAGAAUUUAAGGUUCUUUGACUUGUGGAACUGGGAAUCUAUAGAACAAUUUACAUAUCUCCACCAGGUGAGCAUUCAUGGGCAAAGCAAUGUGUUGGAGUAAAAUCACAAAAGCACAUUUUGAGGGAAAACAGUGGAAAUGUAUAUUCAUCUGGAAUCAGUGAAGACAUCAAGCCCAAUACCUCUUACUCAUCACUCCUUUUAAUGCAGAAUAGAGUCAUUUAUAAAAAUCGGAUGGCAGAUUUUCCAGCAGACACACAAUGCAUUGUGCUACAGAGUUGAGUAAGCGUCAUGGAGAAAGCUCUCAGUGGACAGUCUUUAUCAUGCCAAUGGUAGGAAGAAAAGGACGGGACUUUCCAUUUACUUUUUUUGUAUCAAAUUUCCUACAAAGCUCAAUUAGUGCUAAUCUAUACUUUCCCUUUCAUCUGCACUGACUAUCUAACCUAUCAAUGUGGAAACCAUACAUGUUUUAAAAUUUUUAGCAGCCUUUGUUUUAUUAAAUUCUCAUAACUGUUAAGAUUGCUGUAUUUACUUUUUAUUUCAUUCCCAAGUUUCCUUCUUGCUAUUUGUACCACAGAGUAAUAAAGAUGUUUGUCACAAAAGCAAGACUGUGCCUUCUCCUAGGUUGUCAAUUACCAGUGCUGUUUUUGAAAAGACUUGUUAAAUGUCGAAGGAAAUGACUUAUUUUUAUUUUUGUUCAAGAAAAGAUUCAAAUAAAUUAUUCUCUUUCUGCUUUUA